Molecule: messenger RNA, 1742 nt
Organism: Capsaspora owczarzaki ATCC 30864
Lineage: Eukaryota; Filasterea; Ministeriida; Capsasporidae
Exons: 7
Coding region: 161-1690 (509 amino acids)
Biological process (GO): protein N-linked glycosylation
Cellular component (GO): endoplasmic reticulum membrane
Molecular function (GO): dolichyl pyrophosphate Man9GlcNAc2 alpha-1,3-glucosyltransferase activity
Source: RefSeq, a predicted model, not a curated record
GCUCUAGUCUCAGUCAUAUUUUUUCGCACUCCUCUCUCAUCCGCUCAGACAAUCAGACUUUUGACAAUUCUUCAUCAAUUUCGCUCAUAAUUCAGCUCUCUCUCUCUCUCUCUCUCUCUCUCUCUCUCUCCCGCUGUCUCACUCGUCUUCUUCUAAUCCAAUGAAUUCGAUGGAGCUGCAGUCUGCGCUCGCGUCGUCGUCGUUCGUGGCGAUCGUCGAGCAGGAGCGACUCCAAUCCCAGGCUGCCAUUCUCGUUGCCACCCUGGCGCUGCUCGUCCGCGCGGCCGUCGGACUCUAUCCGCAUUCUGGCCAGGCAACCCCGCCAAUGUACGGCGACUACGAGGCCCAGCGCCACUGGAUGGAAAUCACGCUCCAUCUGCCUCCCGCCGAGUGGUACCACAACUCAACCUCCAACGAUCUGCUCUACUGGGGCCUGGACUACCCGCCGCUCACUGCCUACGGCUCGUGGCUCUGUGGCGCAAUAGCGCACUUCUUCGACCCGGAAUGGGUGGCGCUGGACACUUCGCGAGGGUUUGAAUCGAAAAGCAGCAAGGCGUUCAUGCGAGCCACUGUGCUCGUGAGCGAUUUGCUCAUCUUCUUUCCAGCAGUGUUCCUGUUCUGCCGGCAGAUUCUCGCCGAUUUCACAAGGUCAAAGCAGAUUGCAAUCGCCUUCAUGAUCCUGCUGCAACCAGGGCUCAUUCUGAUCGAUCACGGCCACUUUCAGUACAAUUGCAUCAGUCUUGGACUCGCACUUCUGGCAAUCGUGGCAGUCAUGCGAGACUGGGAUAUUCUUGGCAGCGUUCUGUUCUGCCUGUCUCUCAACUACAAGCAGAUGUCGCUCUACUAUGCACCCGCUUUCUUUAGCUUUCUUCUUGGCAAGAGUCUUCAGUCGGCACAUCCAGUGUUGCGCAUAGCAGCGCUCGGCGUUACAGUGAUUGCGACAUUUGCUCUCUGCUGGCUGCCCUUUUUGACCUCCAUCGAUUCGGUGGCCCAAGUCUUGCAUCGCAUCUUCCCAAUUGGACGCGGGCUCUUUGAGGAUAAGGUCGCAAAUGUAUGGUGCGCUGUUUCCGUUCUCAUCAAGUUGCGAGCCAUCUUUGAGCAAGCGCUUCUUGUGCGAAUCAGUGCGAUUUGUACUCUCCUCGCAAUUCUCCCAAGCUCUGUCAAUCUAGCUCUGCGGCCAAGCCAGACUGGAUUUCUAUACGCUCUGGUCAACUCUUCGCUUGGAUUUUUCCUGUUUUCGUAUCAAGUUCACGAAAAGUCCAUCCUGCUCGUCGCGCUCCCAGCUUCCUUGCUAUUAGCCUCAGAUCCUCUCAACGCGGUCUUCUUUUUGCUGCUUUCCACGGCAAGCAUGUUCCCGUUGUUGCACAAAGACGGCCUGGCAAUUCCAUAUGCAAUUUGCAUCGUCUUCUUUGUGAUUGUUGUGCUGCACAUGCUGAAUGUUUCCCUGCAAGCUUGUCAACACCUCACCACCAUCGGCAAGCUUCAGCUUGCAGCAGUAAUUGUGUGCUUUUCAGGGCUGCACUUGGCGUGGUACUUUUACAUUCCUCCAGCACAUCUCCCUCACGCAAACUUGCUCCUUUUCGCCGUCGUCUCGUGUGCAAGCUUUGUUCUAUUUGCCGUGUAUUUCAACUGGCGGCAGUGGCAACUCAACGGCGUGCCUACCUCCACACACAAGCUGAAACACUCCUGAUUGCUGCGUUCUUGCACCAACAAAUUUAUGAAUAAAAUCAAAAAUAGCACAA